Cylindrotheca closterium is the source of this 273-nucleotide messenger RNA. NCBI's taxonomy places the organism in Eukaryota, Bacillariophyta, Bacillariophyceae, Bacillariales, Bacillariaceae. The record is from the annotation of a GenBank genome assembly.
AUGGCCGACGCUGAAGAAGGAGGAGAUAACCCAGAUCAAAUCACCAUCCGAGUCAAGGAUCAGGCUGGAGAGGAGACAUUCUUCAAGAUCAAAAAGACCACCAAAAUGGGAAAAGUCUUUCAAACAUAUGCGCAACGAAAGGGAAUGCAAGUCUCUUCGCUUCGUUUCCUUUUGGAUGGGGACCGCAUCAAGGAUGAUCAAACUCCAAAGAUGUUGGAGAUGGAGGAUCAAGACCAGAUAGACUGUGUUUUGGAUCAAGUUGGAGGGUUUUAG